UCGCUAUGAUGGCGACGAUGGCUUUCUGCGACGAAAAACCGGGAUGGUUCCAAGGCAAAGAGAACGACCUUCUGAGAGCGCUGAUGGCGGCCAAAGAUCUGCAGUGGAACCAGAAGGAGGAAAACGGCGUGAAGCAGAUCAUAGAAGACAUUCAGGCGGGCAGAGAUCCGACGGAAGAGAGUGAAGUCAUCCGGAUGGAGCUGGCAUACGCCUUCAAGGACCUCAUGUCACUGAAUCCAUACCGCGAGGAACAAAUUAAGAGUUGGUUCCGCCAGUUCUUGGGAGGCGACCUCGCCAGUGACGUCUUUCAAGAAAGCGAGAAGAUCAUGAACGAAGAACUACGAAAAAAAAGUUAUGUUCAACAUCAUCUGGACUUCAGUCGUCGACAGAAGGGCGCGUGGAAUCACGUGGUGAGCGACGCGAAACGUGAUCGUGACAUGACGGACCACAAUAAGAGCAUUUUGAAAAGAAUCAGCACUGACGCCUCGAAAGUUUUUGCGCUACCCCCGGAAGACCUAGAGGCAGAAAAGGCGAUGCUGGUGAUGUCUUACGGUCAGGACACGGCAAACAGGAUAAUGAACGGCAUCCAAGCUGUCCAUGACGAGGUCAGGGGAAAAGCUCAUGCACAAUCGGAAGCCGAAAAGGCAAUGAAAGAACUUUUGGCAGGACACCCUGCCCAAGUACAGCCUGUAGCUGCAAAACCUGGACAAGUUCAGGCUGCAGAUGCAAAUCCUGCACAAGUACAGGCUGCAACACGCACACGAGAAGAUGCUGCCGCUACAAAACCUGCUCAGGCACAAGCUGCAGCUGCAAGACCUGUUCAAGUACAGGCAGCAGAUGCAAAACGUACACAAGAAGAUGCCGCAGGUACGCAAGGAAAAAGUGCAGCUGCAAACCCUGCUAAAGUAGAGAAUGCAGCCGCAAAGCGUGUUCACGUACAGGCGGCAGAUGACGAUGACGAUGAUGAUGGUGCAAACCCUACUGAAGUACAGGUUGCAGGUGCAAAACGCACACCCGAAGAUGGUGCAGGUGCAAAACGUACACAAGGACAGGCUGCAACUCCAACUGAAGUGCAGGCUGCUCGAUCACAGCAAAAUGCUGCUAAACCUGCACGUGGGAAGGCUGCACAAGGAAAACCUACUCCAGGACAGGCUGCCUAAGUCAAAGUAAUUGCAGAAUAUAGAACUAUUUUUAGACCUGCGGUAAAUGGUUCCAGGCGUUACCUUACUGCAGGUAUAAUUUUUUUUAAAUGACAGGGUGUAGAAAAAUACAGCCAUAAUACAUAACAUACAGACAUUAUACUGAUAAGAAGAAUCCUUAGAGACAUAUUGUACAUAGAUACAAGCAUUUCCUUAUGUUCAG
Molecule: messenger RNA, 1362 nt
Organism: Branchiostoma belcheri (Belcher's lancelet)
Lineage: Eukaryota; Metazoa; Chordata; Leptocardii; Amphioxiformes; Branchiostomatidae
Exons: 8
Coding region: 6-1160 (384 amino acids)
Source: RefSeq, a predicted model, not a curated record